CGGUCCCUAAGCGGAUGGGCGCUCCCCGAGUGCGCUGGUGCUGAUGCAGACAGACAGAAGCAUCUAACCGGACAUAAACCACAGGAGGUGUUUGAAAGUGAUGCUUUGACAGUUUAAAGGGCUUCCUGAGACUCGUGCCACUGGCAUGGCGGUGCGCUCUGACCUGUUGGGUACGGCUCAGCCGGCGUUUGAGUCCUGGCCUGCAGGCAGUGGCAGUUCUGUGGAGGAGCUGGACGUCAGGAGUUUCCUGGGCUCACUGAUGGAGGAGAACAGCACAGCGGAGAGAUGUUAUCGCUCUCACUCCCGCAGCAGCGUCCUGCAAGGCCUGCCCUUUGGAGGAGUCCCCACCGUCCUCGCCAUCAACGUCGUUCUGUGGCUGUUCCUGCUUCUAAUCUUCUCCUGUUUGAGGAAGGCAGCGUGGGACUACGGCCGCCUGGCUCUGCUUAUGGAAAAUGACAGCUUGACAUCACUAUUCUAUGGAGAACAAAGUGAGAAAGAGAAAACCCCAUCAGAAUCCAGCCCAUCAGACUCGGAGACCAAGGACAUGGGCUUCUGUUCCUGGCUCACAUCCCUGUACCACAUGAAGGAUGAAGAGAUCCGCAGUAAAUGUGGCAUUGAUGCGAUCACAUACCUGUCUUUCCAGCGUCACAUUAUCCUGCUCAUGAUGGUGGUGUGUUUGCUGUCGCUCUCCAUCAUCUUGCCUGUCAACCUCUCUGGAAACCUCCUAGGAGAUAGCCCACAGAAUUUCGGCCGAACAACAGUGGUUAAUGUCCCUGCACAGAAUGCAUUUCUGUGGCUGCACAGCAUCUUUGCUCUGCUGUAUUUUGUGAUCACAGUACUGUGCAUGGCCCAUCAUUCCUCACGGCUGGAAUACAGAGAAGAUGAGAAGGUGGCCAGAACUCUAAUGAUAACUUCAGUUCCCAGAGAAAUCUCUGAUCCCGGCCUGAUCACCAAACACCUGCAUGAAGCCUACCCUAGCUGCACCGUCACAGACAUCCGGAUCUGCUUUGAUGUACAAAAACUAAUGAAGCUGGACUCAGAAAGGCGAAAAGCAAUGAAAGGAAGGCUGUACUUCACAACCAAAGCUCAGAAGGAAGGCAGGAUCAUGAUAAAGACUCACCCCUGUGCACAGAUCUUCUGCUGUGAUAUAUGUGGCUUUGAACAGGUGGAUGCAGAGCAGUAUUACAGUGAACUGGAGGAGAAGCUGACAGAUGAGUUUAAUGCAGAGAAGAACCGUAUCUCUAUGAAGAGGCUGGGCAUUGCCUUUGUUACCUUCAGAGAUGAGAGAAUGACUGCAGUUAUUGUGAAAGACUACAGCCGAGCUCGCUGCCGCCACAGACCCCAGCAGUCCAGCAUCACCACAGUGGUGCGCUCCCAUCAGUGGGGUGUUUCUUACGCCCCGGCCCCUAAUGACAUCAUCUGGGAAAAUCUGUCAGUGUGCGGUUCUCGCUGGUGGCUCCGCUGCGUCCUGCUCAACAUUGUGCUUUUCUUCUUGCUCUUCUUUCUCACAACCCCUGCUAUCAUCGUAAACACUAUGGACAAGUUCAACGUCACCCGGCCAGUUGAAAGCUUAAGGAAUCCAGUAAUUACCCAGUUCUUCCCCACCCUGCUCCUGUGGGCCUUUUCCAUUCUCCUGCCCUUCAUUGUGUACUAUUCAUCUUUCUUUGAGCACCACUGGACCAGGUCCGGUGAGAAUCAGGUCACUAUGCAUAAAUGCUUUCUGCUGCUUGUCUUCAUGGUAAUCAUUCUGCCAUCAUUGGGUCUAUCCAGCUUGGAUUUAUUCUUCAGGUGGCUCUUUGACAUCCACUUCCUGGAUGAAACAGAUGUAAAGUUUCAAUGUGUGUUUUUGCCUGAUAACGGAGCUUUUUUUGUGAACUACGUGAUCACGUCCAGUCUGAUCGGAACGGUCAUGGAGCUUUUGCGUAUUCCUGCUCUACUGGUGUACUCUGUUCGCCUUUGCUUUGCCAAAUCUAAAGCUGAGCGCAUCCACGUUAAAAGAAGUCAGGCCUAUGAGUUUCAGUUUGGUCUUGAGUAUGCCUGGACCAUGUGCAUAUUUUCAGUCAGUAUGACCUACAGCAUCACCUGCCCCAUCAUUGUACCUUUUGGAUUGCUGUACCUUGUGCUGAAGCAUAUGGUGGAUCGCUAUAAUAUCUACUAUGCCUAUUUACCCACAAAGCUCAGCCAGCGGAUCCAUUCGGCCGCCAUCAGUCAAGUGGUGGUGGCGCCCAUUCUCUGCAUGUUCUGGCUGCUGUUCUUCUCUGUGCUCAGACUGGGUCCAGUGCAGCCCAUCACUCUGUUCACAUUCAUAACUCUAUUGUGCUGUAUUGCCUUCUCCUGCUUUGGCUUCUGUCUGAAAAAACUACGACCUGACAGAUCAACAAGCUACCAGAUGUCCGAUCAGACGACAGAAGGAGGCUUCACUGAUGCAGAAAGAAGCACCGUUUCCACCACAACCACAGCUAAUCUUUUUAUAGCCUCCGUGUUGCUGGAGCCAGAGCUGAGCCUGACUCCCAUGCCUUCUCCGGCCCACCAGAGCUACGGCACCAUGGGGAACAGCCAGAGUUCAGUGCGUGACGCCGAAGGGGUGGAGGAGAAGGAUCUGGAGGAAACUUUGGAGACUGAACUCAAGGAUGACCCAAAUCCCAGCUGUCCAAGCCCUUUCAUGGACAGUCCUGUAGGUCUCCAGUGACCAAUCUGCCCCACGUUCCUACUCCCUAACGCUAAAGCCCCAUGCCUCAUCUUAGAUAGUGGCUGAUAAAGAGGCACUAUGCUGCAAAAUUAUUCCUCUACAACCUCCAUUUACGAGUAAAAGACAACAAAUUGCAGCCAUCCAAGCAAACUGCUUCAAAAAGCUUGUUGGGAAUUCACUGACAUGACGGUUUUAGUUCUGAGGACUUUGAUGAGCUUUCAAAGAAGUAUCUGAAGUGGAUAAAAGCAAAGAUCUGUCGAAGAACGAGACCAGCCACUUCUCUUGCUCAGACUACGCUUUCUACUUUCUUCUGUAUUUUUCUUUUCUCUUUAAUGACGUUAAUGUGUGUCUGGCAGUUUGUUUGCCUGAAGCUUGGGACAUUGUAUUUUGACAGAUUUUUCGAUGUAUUUUAUAUGCGUAGUCAUAUUGUAUAGCUCCAAAGAGUUGAGACAUCCAAAUCUUAUUUGCUUAUUAUUACUCCUUUUGCUGUUGAUGCAGUUUGUGCUUAUUUUUAUUCAGUAUUUGUAUUUUAGCAAUUGUACGUAAUUGUGCAACAUUAUGGUGAGAGGGCGUUGUUUUCAUGUGUUUCCUAUUAUUAGAUUAUUAUUACUGUUAUUAACACCCUCAACCUUUAUUGCAGUGUGCGCCAGAGUCAGUCGCUCCCAAUUAUUGUUUGUUUCGCAGUGACAAUAGCAGUUGUGUUGUGCAUACUGCAGUCAAUUGGCACUACAGUAGAUUUCAAAGUCAACGAGGCACUCAUUCCAUAAUUUGUUUGCUUUUUCUUUCCUGUGAAGUUCAAUCAGUUGGUUGGUCUGUGGAAGAGAUGUGAGAGAACAUUCGAAAGUGAAGCUUUUUACUGACUAAUAUACAGUCAAAUUUAGCAGACUCCACUUAAUGAACUGAAAAAAAAAGUGCGAAAAUAAUCAGUUUGCAGGAAAAAAAGACAACAAACUAAAAGAGCUGUUAAAGGAAUGUUCAAAAAGACUUACGCUUUAUUGGCAGCGUAUAUUUGACUCCCUUAGUUUCUACAUUAAUGCACUUAGAGUAUGGUCUAUGGAGCAUUCCAGAGGGUUUAAGCUCUAAAAAAAAAAACACUCAUAUUAAAGCUCCAGGCAAAAUAAUAGACUAGUCUUUUUGCCUUUUUUGGCCAACAGAUUAUGUAAUUGUGAUAACACAUUAGUAGGGAGCAAUUUUCACUAUUAACUAGUUUCUUAUAAGCAUGCCUAUUAUUAACAUUUUGGCUGUUUUUUAGUAUUUAUAAAGCACAUAUUCUGCAUGACCAUAUUCUACAUCCCUAAUCCUAUCCAGUACGUAAACUUAACAACUACCUUACUAUUAUUAAUAAGCAGCAAAUUAGCAGUUUAUUGAGGCAAAAGUCGCAGUCGAUUGUUUGUUAAUAGUGAGAAUGGACCUUAAAAAAAAAGUGUGACAGUAACUGCUGAUGGUUGUUCAGAUUCACCUCAGUCAUGGAGUUCAUAACUUCCAUGAACUUCCAAGUGGUAUUACUGACUUGUGGUUCAGUGAGGGAGUCAGUUGUGAACUUAAUAGCGACUUAAUUUCCCGACCAAGUCUGAUUCAAACAGAAACAGCUAAUUCAAGAGCGGUUACGUGAAUCUUUUUGACUUAAAGAACCGAUUCGCAAGAGUCAUUUUGUUAAGAAACAGACAUCCUGCUCUUCACAUGCAUGAACCAUUAGCGCCAGUGUUGCCAGAUUGGAAGGACGAUUUCUAACCCAAAAACUCACCAAAAACCCACUCAAAAAAAAAAAAAAAAAUGUAACUGUCAAAAUAAUGCUAUAGAAUGUUAUUGCCAUGUCAAUCAAGGUUGAUAAGGACCAUUUUUAACUCCUUAAAGCAAAAUAAUGGUGACAAAAAUAAUGUAAAAAUAGAUCAGUUUCCCAGGUAAACAGAACAAAUCAGGGCAUAUACAUAAAGAGAAUUACCAAAUAUGACUAAAAUACGCAGGCAGAUACUGUCACAACAGCAACAAAUUGACCGAUACCGUCGAAAAAACACACCUAUCAUUUUCAAUGUCAACAGUCAGAAUACGCCAAUUUAAAUGCAAAAAGUGCCCAAUAUAAGUGACUGGAAUAAGCAACUAGAAGGUAUUUUAAUUAGCUGGUAUUUCACACUCAAUCAUGCACACACCAUCUCAAUCAAAACUGCGUUAUUCAUUGAUGCAUACUGUAUGAUAAUCCAACAAUAAAAAAUAAACAACAACAAUAAUGCGCUUACCUUCGUGUUGCACUUUAACUUCACACAGAAAUAGAGAAAGUCUUUCAUGAAGUACAUACUGUAGAACAUAAUACACAACUCUGCAUAGUCAAAACUAAUCAAGUCCAGCAGCUUUCAAGGAUACCACUCUGGACAGUUUAUAAGAUGUCCUGAUGCAGGACAGGAACAUAUAGUCCCAUAUUCAGAUUUGAUUUUGAGUAAAUUAUUCACCUGUGCUCUGAUUUCAGAGUUACAAUGAUAUUAGAGCCUUCGCGUCAUCUCCCUCUACAGGUGUAAUUCACGUUUUGAGAGUCACUCUCCCACUCUUUACCAUGUAACUUGUACAGUAUUUAUGCCACUCUGGCAUUGUGAUCACUUAAAUAUACAGCUGUACAUUCAAAAUCUGAUCCUUUUUUCACAGGCGUUUUAAAACCUGUCCUGUAGCCCCCCCCCUGCACAUUUUGUAUGUCUCCCAACACACCUGAUUCUACUCAUCAGCUCAUUAGUAGAGACUGCAAGACCUGAACUGGGUGUGUCUAAUGGGGACAUACAAAAUGUGCAGUGCUGCAGGGCCUGCAGGACAGGUUUGAAAACCCCUGCCUUAUCGCACUAAAAACUCACCACUCGUGAAUCAUCACGUCUGUCUGCUGAUCCCUAGUGAUUGGCUAAAAUUGCGGCAGGCAACAUAAGCAUCAGCCGACUUUUUAGUAAUGUUUAGUAAUUUAAUGAUGACUGAUUGGAUGCAGUACAUGAACACUUGGAUUUUGUUUGUUAACCAAUUAGCUUAUACAAUUUAGAUGUUUGAAAACCGGAAAACUGACCCCCCCAACCAGCCCAAAUUUAACCGCACAAUAAAAUUCAAAACCCCCCAACUGGGCAGGAACCCACCCAAAUUAGCUUACAUUCUAACGAGCGCAAAGACUAUCACAACUUGAUUUUACCUUAUUGUUGCACAUUUUAGUCACAGUCUAAAGCCCUGUAUAUUAAUAUAAAAGUGUGUUAUUUGAACUGUAAGUAAUUUUAGGUUUAUAUGAUCCGACAGUUGAAAAAUUCAGAUCUAAAUUUGAUUUAGCGGUUUUAUCACAAUAGUUUCAUGAUAACAUAUAUUUAGAUUUUGUGGUUUUAGAAUUGAAACAUGUUUUUAACAUUUAUUCCAGUCCAUAGAGUUUUAUUGUACUGUAAGUGCAUUACUGUAUACACAUUUUUUUGAGGGAUGAGUUGAAGUUAUAACUGCCGAUGGAGCUUGUAUUGAAAUCAGAACAUUCCUUUAAGAAUCAUCAAAUCCAUUAAAUAUGUUUGUAAAGUGAUAUAAAUGAAGUGUUAUGACACAAACCGAAAAUGCUACUCACAAGUUUUCAAUUCCAGAGUCUCCAACUGCAUGUUGUUUAACUCAGUCACAUGCUCAAACCAGCCUGCAGCUCUCUUUAGAUCCAUCGAGUUUUGCUCUGGCUUCUGUAACACUUUAAUUUUCUUAGUAACUUUUGUAUUCUUGGUCUUUGCUGCUAGUGAUUCUAGGACUGGAAGGGAAGGGGUGGGCGGAGGGUUUUCUUGCCAAACUGAAUGUAAAUGAGUUGUGAUUUGUACCGUGCUUUCUUGCUGUGCCUUGAAGAAACAGAUCUUAAGAAGUAAACAGAAAAAAAUGUUGUGUCUGACAAUCCAGCAUGACCUGCAAUAUGCUGCAUGGACUACAGAGCAAGAUAAAACAAAGAGGCUAAAUUCUAAACCGCAUUCCACCAAUGAAUCAAACAGGUGAGAGAUUCCUAACAAGUUUUAAACUGACUUAGCCCCGCAACAUACUCUGUGCAAGUACAUAAAUGAUUCUAGCUGAAAUGUGUCAGACCACUUUUUAUAAUGCCGCUGAAUCUGUUGCAUUGCAUUUCGUCUUCUACAGUCAUUUUUAUUCUUUCAGGUCAACUACUGUCAUGGCGGAGCAAGUAAACAGUUGGCAUGUUAAUUGCUAGCAUGCUAAACAUAUUCAACAAAGCAAAUGCAUUGACCAAAUAUCUGUGUCUGCGUACUUGUGGAAAGGUAUAUUUCUUGCCAUACUGUUCAACAGCAACUCAAUACAAAUGCACCCCAAUCCCAUCUAAUUCACACUAAUAAUCAUUGGUAUCACAUUAUCUAUGAGAUACACACAAGCGUAUGCAAACACACUUACGUCAAUGUCUUCAAUACCUACCUGAUAAAAUGCUCUUGUGCGAUGCUUUUUGAUAAUUACUUUUGUUCUGUUUGUAUUCGCUGUUGGUGUAUACAACUGUGUUUUCGUUAUUUAGUGUUGGUUUAUGGAAUGUGGCUUGAGGUGCCAUGUCAUGUGACGGGGCGCUUAUGACACAGUAAAUUGCUGCACCUUGUUACAUUGCAUCAGCACAGCUCUUAAGGGUAUAAAACUAAAUUUACAAAAACUUUA
Molecule: messenger RNA, 7309 nt
Organism: Cyprinus carpio (common carp)
Lineage: Eukaryota; Metazoa; Chordata; Actinopteri; Cypriniformes; Cyprinidae
Product: calcium permeable stress-gated cation channel 1-like
Exons: 23
Coding region: 146-2689 (847 amino acids)
Cellular component (GO): plasma membrane
Molecular function (GO): calcium-activated cation channel activity
Source: RefSeq, a predicted model, not a curated record